AAGCGAGAAGGUCGAAGCCGUUCGUGGUCAAACCAGUUUCGCAGAAGGAUUAUCACUUGGAGUGAUAAUUACACGUGACUUGGAAGAAUCCACAUUUAGUUUAGUUUGUUUUGAUCAUAUCUGGUAGCUUAGAAGUUAGUUUGAAUAAGUGGAUAAGUACGCCAUUCUUUCCGGGUAGGAUGUUACAGGUAACAGGCCACUCGACACCCAUACAAACCGAUUCAAAACGACGUCUAUCUCCAUCAUCCUUUUUCAUCGCUCGGAAAUCGAUUGGCAUAUUGAAAUUUGAAAUCGAUUAAACGGAUCUUAUUUCAUCAAAGUAAUCACAGGGGUUUUUGGCAACUUCCUCGCAGAUCUUCCUCAUGAGUCUUAGUAAAAUUGAGAACCAAGGUUCCACCACAAAGAACUUGGAUGCUAUUUCAGACAGAAGUUUUCGAGCUUUCAGGUCCCUUACACCUCACUACCAUUGACUGGACUAAUCCAGAUCACCGAAGAUCUGUUGCAUCAUGUUUAGUUCAAGGCGUGUAUAUCAUAGAACGAGACCGCCAGGAAAACCGCCAGCCGCCACUUGCACCGCCAUGGUGGCAGUUUUUUAACUUUGACUUACACAGUCAACUCAUUGACGAUGCUGACUCAUGCAUCUUCGGUGCUAUCUACAAAUUGAAAAAUCCAAUUUCAGAAUCAACCCGAUCUUACAUCAUCGCGUUUCGCGGCACAUUAACAAAAGGCAACUCCUUUUUACGAGACUUAGACCUCGACAUCCACAUCAUUAAAAACGGAUUACAUGAAACAUCAAGAUUCGAAAUCGCCAUGCAAGCAGUCAAAAACUUGGUAUCCGGUCAAACAUCAAAGUCAAACAUAUGGUUGACCGGUCAUUCAUUAGGAUCCGCCAUGGCUUUGCUAGCGGGAAAGAAAAUGGCAAAAUCCGGGAUCUUGCUUGAUUCGUAUCUUUUCAAUCCACCAUUGGCGGGGUGGGUCCCGUGUUUGUUUGUGAAUCUGCACAGAUGAGGAACGCGAAGCAACAAAGAAACAAAAAAAUUAAUAAGCCAGAAGAUGCGUUUCUUGCAUUGGCGGGGUGGGUCCCGUGUUUGUUUGUGAAUCCAGGGGAUUAUAUUUGUUCAGAGUAUAUUGGGUAUUUUGAACAUAGGAAAAAGAUGGAGGAGAUAGGUGCUGGUGGUAUUGAAAAGCUUCAUCUUCUGGGAUUCUAUUUCUGGUGUUUUUUUUAAUGCGAUUGGGAAAGAGUCUCAUGAACCGCUUCAUCUUCUUCCUUCAGCGAAUCUGACCAUUAAUUUGACUCCUGCUGUUGAUUUCAAGGCAGCUCAUGGGUUUCAUCAAUGGUGGAUAAGUAAUCAGAAGUUGGAGACUAGAGUCUACAGUUGAGUAUCUAUCGUCUUAAAAAUGGUGUUUUUUAAAAUUUGUUUUUUUACUUAUUUCUUAGGUCAAACGUGUUGGAU
Lactuca virosa is the source of this 1454-nucleotide messenger RNA. The record is from the annotation of a GenBank genome assembly. Lineage: Eukaryota; Viridiplantae; Streptophyta; Magnoliopsida; Asterales; Asteraceae.